GUGGCGUAGAAUCGCUUUGCAUGGCGGCAUGUGGUUGUUGAUGUUGUGAAUGCGACCUGAAAUAAUAGAAUAUUUGAAGAAAAAAUAUAAUAAUAAAAUAUUAUAAUCUUAGUGAUUUUUAUUGAAAGGUGUUGAUUUAUAAUAUAAAUGCAGAAAUGUUACGAAUUCAUCAGCAAGUUAUUGGUCUCUUACAAACAAAUUACUUCAAUGCUUUUCAUAUUCAAACAAGAAAUACAGUUAUUUUGAAGAGAAAAUUUCCAAUGAGAUUGUUAAAAAUAGGAGGUCCACCCAAAAGAGUAAAAAAUAGAGAACGUAUUUAUGAAGUGAUACAAAGUACUAGUUGUGAAAAGAAACCAGAUAUGAAAGUAAUUUUGACUACUUUUGUUGAAGGUUAUGGAAAUAGGGGAGACAUCAUUUCAGUACGACCAUAUAUAGGCAGAAUAAAGUUAAUACUCCCAAGACUUGCUACAUAUGCAUCUGAAGAAAACAUUGCUAUGUUUGAAGAGGAAAGAAAGGCUGGUCUACUUCCUCCAUCUAUACCAUGCUCACGCUACAUGUCUGAGAAUCAGAAGUAUUUGUCUACACAUAUUUUUCCUGUGGAGAUGAACAUGGAAGAACCUUGGACAAUUGAACCUUGGCAUAUAAGAAUUUCUUUUCGAAAAAUGGGAUUUGUUGUUCCUGAACAUACAAUCGAGCUACCAAAGACAGCCAUUACAGGGCCUGAUUCAGAAAAGGAAAAUAAAGAAUUUGCUGUAUAUGUUACGAUUAAUGGGAUGAGAAGAUUUCCAGUUCGGUGUCGCAUCCGACACUGGAGUGCCAACCCAAAACUGAUGACCGAAAUUACACCUGAAUGGUACACAGAACCUGGUAUUCCGCUGUUGAAAGAACAAGAACAACUUUUAUCCAGUAUGGGUCCUCCAGAACCGCAUGAAUUAUAAAUUAGGUUAUGUAGUAAAAUUAUUUGUAUAAACUUUUAUUAAUAAAGAUUAAAACAGAGAAUGCCAGUGAAAAAUUUGCAAUAUUAAUUCUUGUAUAUGAAG
This is a messenger RNA of Centruroides sculpturatus (bark scorpion), 1040 nucleotides long. RefSeq names its product 39S ribosomal protein L9, mitochondrial-like (gene mRpL9). Gene Ontology annotation, biological process: translation. Lineage: Eukaryota; Metazoa; Arthropoda; Arachnida; Scorpiones; Buthidae. Gene Ontology annotation, molecular function: structural constituent of ribosome. The coding region runs from base 156 to 938 and encodes 260 amino acids. The transcript is spliced from 8 exons. Gene Ontology annotation, cellular component: mitochondrion; ribosome. The record is from RefSeq and is a predicted model, not a curated record.